Messenger RNA from Cyprinodon variegatus (sheepshead minnow), 867 nucleotides. RefSeq lists its product as uncharacterized. Bases 105 to 836 code for a protein of 243 amino acids. The record is from RefSeq and is a predicted model, not a curated record. The transcript is spliced from 5 exons. Lineage: Eukaryota; Metazoa; Chordata; Actinopteri; Cyprinodontiformes; Cyprinodontidae.
CACAGCUGACAGAAUAAUGGGGUCUUUGACUGUGGACUCAUCCUGGAGUAUCGCCUUUUAUUAAUAGAAUUGCAGAGCGAUGUAGGUGAUUCACAGACUGAACCAUGGAUGACAAACAGAAUGUAACCAAUAUGAACAUAUGUGAAGGUGAUGAGGUACCAAAGCUGCAGAGCUCAGAAUCCACUUUCUCAGAGUUGGAUGCCGAAGCUGCAGAUAAAACAGGAUCUUUGACUGAAGUCAACAGUACGUGCGAGGAGACAUCCACAGAGGAAACUAAACUGUCUUUAGCUGAUGUCUCUCUGAAUUUAUCACCAAAGGAGAAUUCUGUAGAAAACUGUGUGCAGCUUGGGUUUAAAGGUGGUCUGUCUACAGCGGUCUAUGUCUGCAGCCGCUGUUCUCUGGAAGGACACCAGCCAAAACCUUUACACACCCUGCUGCAACCCUUCCAAGAGAUCCAUGCACUUCCUGAUGUGAGCAAAUCGUUCACAUCAACCAGGAGUCAAGACCACCUGAAAACCUCCACAGCUCACACUGAAGCAGAUGGAAGCGACAUUUGUGCUGCGAUCCUGCUGGGGUGUCUCUUCUGCCGUCCCUUGGACUGCCUGCUGGAGACCUUCAGAGGUUGUACCAUGUGCCUCUGGUCGUUGUGCUCCUCUCUGUGUGGCUGCGAGUCUGUUGCUCUUCAGCCUCUCCUGGAUCUCACCCAAAGCUGCAACCCGUGUGCGUUUCAAAGCGCCCGCUGCUUCCUGUGCGACUGCACCACCUGUGACAUCUGCCUCCCAGCCACCGAGUGUCUGGACCUCGCUAUGGAGAUCUCUCAAAUGCUCUACCACUGACAUUACACAUCAAAAUAACAGACAUGAGCUG